AUGCCCCCCCGCUCCACUCCGCCACCUAGAGGCAGCACGAUUCAGUUGAACGACGCCGCGACAUACAGUGACCUCCUGAGAUUUGAGGAGAGACUCAAGACAAAUGCCGCUAACCUCCAGCGACGAAAACAUCGUUACCAAUUGUUCCUGGGGCAACUCUUGUUUCUGAUAGCGUUUCUGCUAUGUGAAGUCCUUCUCCCUCCCCAUAUAUCGCUGCUUGCAAUACCCUACAAGAUGUUAUUGCAAUGGCUGCUCCCAGAGAUAUAUACUCCCGACGUCGAAAUCACCUUGCACCCAGCUUUCGCCAGUGGGCUCUUGUUUGUUAGCUUUACGACUCUAGUGUUGUUCUUUGCGAGCGGUAUGUAUUCGGACAAAAUUGCCUACGCGAACAAGUAUGUCCCUCAUGCCAACCGCGCACUUCGAUCGUUCAACAUGUUCCUCAACGUUCGUAAACCCCCACUUCGAUCUAAGCUUCGAUUCAAUCCAAUCCGGUUCUUCUUCCCUCGCCCCGAAACGACAUACACAACGACUACAGACUCCCCUGCAUCCUCGCCACCCGCAACACCUGCUGAUGCGCCUUCGCGCAGUCCCAGUCGAAGCGUGUCCCGGACUCGUUCGACGGCACUUCCCAUCGCACCUAUACCUCCAAGCAAUAACCCCCGUGGUGAGCUGAUCUUCUCUUCACGUGUGGACAAGAAUUUUCGAGAAUCCUACGAACGAUAUCGCUCCGCAUUUGAACGGCGUAAAGAGAAGCAAAGACAACUGGAGCGAAGCCAGAAGGGAUGGUUUGGGAUUAGUUGGUUGCGGUUCAAUCUUCCUUUCGUGAAGGACGGAGGCGAGGUGUCUGACGGCGGUGGUACCGUCAGUAGUCCCGACAAAGCCGUUCCCUUGGUACGCACGCCCACUGGAACGUCAACAAGGAGCAGUAAAGGUGGAGGCUCGAGGAGCGGGACACCUCCGAGUACCCCGAAAAGUCAUAUAUCAAGACAAAGGGACCGAAGUACGUCACGUCCUAGGACGGGAGGCAGUCGCCAGUCGACCCCGCCCGUGUCACCAUCCCCCUCUCGUCAUGGAAGCAUGCGAGGGCGUCGCGAGGGCACCCCGGGAGAUGGCUCGCUCUCGAAUUUGGAUGGUGUCGUGGACAGGGAACGUGAAAGGGAUACGACGCUGACUUUGAGGGCAUUUGCCCUAGAGAAAAGUGUGAGAGAGGCAACCUUAGAACACAUCGAAGAGUGA
Messenger RNA from Pleurotus ostreatus (oyster mushroom), 1236 nucleotides. RefSeq lists its product as uncharacterized. The coding region runs from base 1 to 1236 and encodes 411 amino acids. Gene Ontology annotation, cellular component: Nem1-Spo7 phosphatase complex; cytoplasm. Gene Ontology annotation, molecular function: protein phosphatase regulator activity. NCBI's taxonomy places the organism in Eukaryota, Fungi, Basidiomycota, Agaricomycetes, Agaricales, Pleurotaceae. The record is from RefSeq and is a predicted model, not a curated record. The transcript has 3 exons.